CUCAGGAAGAAAAUGGCAAAGUGAUCUGCUAAUUUAAUCUUCGUCGCAAUUACUUACCUAAUCGUGAUAGGUGUGGAUGCGAACUUUGUGUUUAUCGGGAUUCUCCCAGAAAUUUCAUCUGGAAAUUAUGUAGGGCCAUAUCUUCACUUUGCUUUUGUGCAAUGCAUUGUCUUCUUGAUAUUUUGGUCACACACAGUAUGAAUGAUGUCGAAUCCAGGAUGAUUUCCAAAAGAGUAUAGGAAACUAGAUUUGGAUCUUUUAUCAGAAGGAGCAAAAGAGUUUUAUCAAGUUGCUCUAGAUGCGAUUGAGGAAAAGAAAAGGAGAAAACAAGCAUUAGAAAAUAAUCAGCUUGAAGAAGUGGCAAAGCUCAGAACUAUGUAUGAGAAAACAAGCAAGAUUAAGGGCAUGACAGGGACAGAAAAGGAUUUGUUAAUCGCUUUGUUCAAGAACAAAUGUAGAAAAUGAAAAUCUUUAAAGCCUCCAAAAUCUCAUCAUUGUAGUCAGUGUAAUGCAUGCAUUGCAAGGAUGGACCAUCAUUGUCCUUGGGUUAACAAUUGUGUUGGGAUUAGCAACCAGAAAUCAUUCAUUUUAUUCUGAAUCUAUGUCUGAUUUGGCAGUAUGUAUGCUCUUUCAGUAACUAUAUAUUACACUUAUCAUUGUAUUUAUGAACAAUGAGUAACCUUUAUUGAGCCCAUUGCCACAAUUAUGAACUGUGUGGGCAUCUUCUUAGCUGUUUUAUUUGCAAGCUUCACUGGAAUCAUGUUUUAUGACCAAAUGUGGUGCAUAAUUUUCGAAACUUCAACUAUUGAUAAACUCAAAAAGACACUCCGAAAAGAGAGUGGAAAAGGGACUUGGGAGUUAAUAAAGGAAUCAUUUGGAGAAGAUUUCUCUUUGAGAUGGUUUAUUCCAAUACAGAUUGAGAGAAAAAUAACAAUCGAGAGCCAGUACUAAAAUUCUUCAACAUUCUUGAU
This is a messenger RNA of Moneuplotes crassus, 971 nucleotides long. The record is from the annotation of a GenBank genome assembly. Lineage: Eukaryota; Ciliophora; Spirotrichea; Euplotida; Euplotidae.